Messenger RNA from Sodiomyces alkalinus F11, 1023 nucleotides. RefSeq lists its product as hypothetical. Bases 1 to 1023 code for a protein of 340 amino acids. Gene Ontology annotation, cellular component: extracellular region. The transcript has 8 exons. Gene Ontology annotation, molecular function: cellulose binding. Gene Ontology annotation, biological process: carbohydrate metabolic process. The record is from RefSeq and is a predicted model, not a curated record. NCBI's taxonomy places the organism in Eukaryota, Fungi, Ascomycota, Sordariomycetes, Glomerellales, Plectosphaerellaceae.
AUGCGUUCUCAGUCGCGUCCCAGGGCGAGAUUAAUCAAUCCCAAGGACGUGUAUAUUGACAUCUUCCCCCCAGCCCUAUUUUUCCGGGACGAUCAUAAUCGGGAACGCGGCAAAUGUAGGCACUCCCAUCGCAUCAACUGGGUCUACGGGCCCCCAUUGCCAGGCGUGUUAGGAGUUACCGAUCUCAACAAGCUCCAGCUUCCAUUUACUGAGAGCACACCAACCAAGUCUCCAACUCAAGUGUUCCGUCACCCUUCAGUCAGAAUGGGCAACUUCAAGGCUACGCUUCUCAUCACUGCCUUCGCCGCAUCGGCCGGGGUUCAAGGCCGUGCCGCCGGCUGGAACCGCCGGCAGGUCGAGCCUUCUGAGUCGCUGCCGGGCAUCCCCGAGCCCACGCUUCCGCUGCCCCCGAUUCCGACUACCGACGUCCCUGACCCUGGCAACCCCGGCAACCCUGGACAGGCCCAGCUUUACGAACAGUGCGGCGGCAUCGAGCACGAUGGCCCGACCGAGUGUGCUGAGGGCACUUGCGUCGUGAUCAAUGAAUACUAUCACCAGUGUCUGCCCGACGAUGAGGGGCAACCCCCUCAGCAGCCGCCUGAGCAGCCUCCUCGGGAGCCCCCAGAGCAGCCUCAGCCUCCACAGGAAACUGAGGUUCCGUUCCCGCCUGAGUUCCCGCCUUCCGAAUUCCCUCCUGGGUUCCCCCAGCCCACGCAGGCUCCCGUCCCUCCUCAACUAGCCAUAGUUGGGAACAGGAGGUUGGAUGCGAUUGGACAUGGUGCAACUCAAUCUCUUCCUCUAGAUGUAGUGUUGAAGACUGCACACUCUGCCUCCCUAACCGGACGCAAUCUAUUGCCUUUGACAGACCGCAUGGUUACGCGACAGCUGGUACAGCAACGGGGUUAUCUGGACAUUUCCUGGGACAGUACUCCGGAGAUGCUUCUUCAGGACGACGAAUCGUGGCUGAGGGGUACUGCAAGAUGGGGACAACAGCAGAGACAGCACUAUGACGCAAUGAGCUAG